This is a messenger RNA of Lactuca saligna, 1710 nucleotides long. NCBI's taxonomy places the organism in Eukaryota, Viridiplantae, Streptophyta, Magnoliopsida, Asterales, Asteraceae. The record is from the annotation of a GenBank genome assembly.
AUGGCAGAAGAUGCGGAUACGAUCGUUGAUGUACACUAUCAAGGGCUGUUUACACCUACCCCAUUGAUUUAUUUUAAUGGAGUAAAAGCCUCGGUACCUCAGAAGGUUGUGAAGAAGAUGAACUUCGGUGAUUUCAUCCCCUUUCUUGAAAAGCUUACUAACGGAAGAUGUAGCGAUGUGUAUUACUGUCCACAUGAAGUGAGGUUGUCGGAGGGAUUACAUGCUAUUCAGACGAAUGACUGCGAUUUUAACGAGUUUCUUGAAGAUAUGAAUGAAAAGAAGAGAUUAGAUGUGUAUGUGGAUCAUCAUCAUGAACCUUUGUUUGAUUGGAUUCAGGAGGAAGAAGCAGAAAUUGAAGAUGAAGAUUUGUUUUCUAUUGAUGAUGUCGACUCCAUUUUAGAAGAUGGUCUGAAAGCUCAACAUGUAGAGGACGAUGAAGUUAUAUCUCUCAAAAGAAAUUUCAAUGAUCCAUUCCUCAACAAACUUUGUCUAAUACAGAAUGAUGACUUGGUUGAAGAAGAUCAUAAUGCAAUACGACCUAUCUACCCAAGACAUGAUCAUACUCAAGAAUGGAAUCAGAUGAAGCCUCGAUUAGGUAUGACAUACUCUACUACUGCUAAACUUAAAUACUCUCUUAGUUGCUAUGCAGUAGUAAAUGGUUAUGAUCUGUGGUAUGAAAAGAAUGACAAGACUAGGUUGCUAGUUAGGUGUUGUAAAGGAAAGCAUCCCACAUGCCCUUUUAGAUUGUAUGCUUCCUGGAUGAAAGAGGAACACACUUUUCAGAUUAAGUCUCUUAUAACAGAGCACAAGUGUUCUAGGGCAUUCAAACUUGGUUCAAUUGUAACAUAUAAGUGGAUAGGAAAACAAUUUGUGAAUGAUGUUUUGGAGAGUCCUAAACUAAGUUUGAGGAAAAUGAAAGCACUAGUAUCUAAGAGAUACAACAUUAAUGUGAGUGUUGGGCAGUGUAGGAAUGCAAAAAAGUUAGCAUUGUCUGAAGUUGAGGGAAGUUUGAAAGAACAUUAUGCCAAAUUAUGGGAUUAUGCAGCUGAAAUCAGAAGGGCUAAUCCAGGUUCACAUGUUGAGGUGUUCUUGGAGCCACAACCUGAUAAUACUGUGGUGUUUGAUAGGUUUUAUGUUAGCUUUAAAGAUGUUGUAGAUGGGUGGUUAGAUGGAUGCAGAAAGGUAAUUGGGGUUGAUGGUUGCUUUCUUAAGGGUGUUUGUAGAGGGGAGCUCCUAUCAGUAGUGGGUAGAGAUGCUAAUAAUAACAUCUAUCCCUUAUCUUGGGCAGUAGUCAAUGUUGAGAACAAAAGGACAUGGAAAUGGUUUUUGGACAACCUGAUGGAAGACAUUGGAGGGGGGAAUGGUCAUGGCAUUACAAUCCUCUCAGAUGGCCACAAGGGAUUAUUUGAAGCUGUGAAGGAAGGACUUCCUGAUGUGGAGCAUAGAUUAUCUCCAACCACAGCAUGUCCCAGUCAUUCAACUCCAGAUUCAAGCACAGCAGGGCCAAGUCAUGUGAAGAAGGCUCCUGUGAAGAAGGUUCUUGUGAAGAAGGGUCCUGUGAAGAGAAGUCCUAUGAAGAAGGUUCCUUUGAAUGAUGCUGGUAGGGUGAGAAAGUUUUCAGAAAGAAUCACAGAAAUUUGUAUUCAAAAAAAUGUUAAAGUCAAUGAUGGAACUGGAUGCAGCCAAGACAAACCUGUGACCUUAGAGUAA